AUGGUGACGUCUCGCGCCGGACGGAAACUGACGACACCUUCGCGCAUCGCCGCUUCCGGUCUGCGUGAGUGUGGUUCUUGCGCCUGCAGAGAGUUCCCGGCUGGUGUUGCCGUGCGUGCGGUUGUGUUUUUCUCCAGUCGGCCUUCCUCCUCCGGGACCAUGGCCACCGAUUCGUGGGCUCUGGCAGUGGACAAGCAGGAAGCGGCUGUCAAGUCGAUGAGUAAUUUGCAGAUCAAGGAAGAGAAAGUCAAACCAGAUACCAAUGGUGUUAUCAAAACCAAUGCCACUCCAGAGAAAACAGAUGAAGAAGAGAAAGAGGACAGAGCCGCCCAGUCCUUACUCAACAAGCUGAUCAGAAGCAACCUUGUCGAUAACACCAACCAAGUGGAAGUCCUGCAGCGGGAUCCAAACUCCCCGCUCUACUCGGUGAAGUCCUUCGAGGAGCUUCGGCUGAAACCACAGCUUCUGCAGGGAGUCUAUGCCAUGGGGUUCAAUCGACCAUCCAAGAUACAAGAGAAUGCGUUACCCAUGAUGCUUGCUGAGCCCCCACAGAACCUGAUUGCCCAGUCUCAGUCUGGUACUGGUAAAACAGCUGCCUUCGUCCUGGCCAUGCUCAGCCGAGUGGAACCAGCAGAGAGAUACCCCCAGUGUCUGUGCCUCUCCCCAACCUAUGAGCUGGCGCUUCAGACAGGAAAAGUGAUUGAGCAGAUGGGCAGAUUUCAUCCAGAACUAAAGCUUGCUUAUGCUGUUCGAGGCAAUAAAUUGGAAAGAGGUCAGAAGAUCAGUGAGCACAUUGUCAUUGGCACCCCUGGGACCGUUCUGGACUGGUGCUCCAAGCUCAAGUUCAUUGACCCCAAGAAGAUCAAGGUGUUUGUUCUGGAUGAGGCUGACGUGAUGAUAGCUACUCAGGGCCACCAAGAUCAGAGCAUCCGCAUCCAGAGGAUGCUUCCCAGGAACUGCCAGAUGCUGCUUUUCUCUGCCACCUUCGAAGACUCUGUCUGGAAAUUUGCCCAGAAGGUGGUCCCAGACCCAAACAUCAUCAAACUGAAGCGCGAGGAGGAGACCCUGGACACCAUCAAGCAGUAUUACGUCCUGUGCAAUAGCAGAGAUGAGAAGUUCCAGGCCUUGUGUAACAUCUACGGGGCCAUCACCAUCGCUCAAGCCAUGAUCUUCUGCCAUACCCGCAAAACAGCUAGUUGGCUGGCAGCAGAGCUCUCAAAAGAAGGCCACCAGGUGGCUCUGCUGAGUGGUGAAAUGGUGGUGGAGCAGAGGGCUGCAGUGAUUGAGCGCUUCCGAGAGGGCAAAGAGAAGGUUCUGGUCACCACCAACGUGUGUGCCCGCGGUAUCGAUGUGGAGCAGGUGUCUGUCGUCAUCAACUUUGACCUUCCCGUGGACAAGGAUGGGAACCCGGACAACGAGACCUACCUGCACCGGAUCGGGCGCACCGGCCGCUUUGGCAAGAGGGGCCUGGCCGUGAACAUGGUGGACAGCAAGCACAGCAUGAACAUCCUGAACAGAAUCCAGGAGCACUUCAAGAAGAAAAUAGAAAGACUGGACACAGAUGACUUGGACGAGAUUGAGAAAAUAGCCAACUGAGAAGCUCCUGCAGUCACUGGUGCCACCCUUGGUGCUCCCCCUGCACGGGACACUAGUGCUUUCACGGCACAGGCCUCAACAGUCAACACAAGGAUGAAGGCACGAGUAGAGAGAAACUACCUACCUCAUUUUAAAUUACGUUUGGACUUGACAAAAAUUGCGCAAAUGAUGGGGGAAGGUAGAAGAAAAAGUUUGCAUUUUCGAAAAUUUAGUCCUUUUCCUCCCAUCCCUUUUUAAAGCCACGGUUUCCUCCGUCUUUAUAACAACAUGCUCACUAUUGGUAAUCGCUGGCCCCAGGAUCCCCUGCCUGUUUUCUGGCUAGGGGUGUUGAGACCAGCCUCUAGCUGCUGAAGAAACGAUAGAGGUAUAGGCAGAGGACGGGAAAGGCCCGGGCAACUCAGCUGUGUGAGCUCCUGUGUGUGGGUGGAGCAUGCGGGGCGGCGGCAGAGAGGCCUGUGAGCAACACCCCCAUCCCUGACUGAGACUUGUCACGAAUGUCUCUUGCCCUUGGCCGCCUUCCUUCUCCUCAAAUCCAGAGAUGUUCCAGCUGAUCCCUUUUACCUCUGUGCAGAGUAUAUCCUUCUCUCUCCCUGUGUGAGCAUCUUGGCUACUUGGUAAAGCUCAGAUUUGGGGAGAACCACGGAAGUCAGUGAAUCUUCAGAGGGACUGCUCUGGCAAGAGUGGAUGAUCUAGGGCUGUCUUCUCCUCUCGCAGUUGUUCUGUCUGCUCAGGUACCUGGCGUCACAGCAGCCAUGGGACACCGGGUGGUUUUCUGACACACGCCUGGCCGAGUGAGUUGAUUCUCACCCAUGGAUGUCACACUGUGCCUGGAGUCGAGCAGCAGAGUUUGGAAAGGAAGUUAUGACCAAGUGAAAACUCUGAUUAUGCUCUUCAUCCAUAACAGUAGAUGAACUUUAAUUCAUACAUUGUCUGUAUGAAUAAGGAUGGAUAAAUUAGAGCUAUACCCAUCGUUCAUUAUGUUAAGAAAUUUAAAAAUAACUAUGGAAACGCUUUACUAAUCAUGAUUUGUUUUUACUUGUAUUUUUCUGCUUAUUAGACUAAUAUAUGCUCAUUAAAAAAUGUGUGUGUGUGUGUGUAUAUAUAUAAAGUGUAAGUGCUCACCCCCACCUCUCUGGGAUCACCGUUGCUGGCAGCUUGGUGAACAUUCAGUAUAUUGCCUUCUGUUUGCAUAUAUCAACCCACUUUUCUUUUACAAAAAUGUGAACAUUCUACUCACGCUCUUGUGCAAUCUGCCUUUUCACUUACCCGUGUAUCUUGGACAUGUGACAUGCAUGUGCCUCACUCUCAACAAGCAUCAUUCCAGCGUGUAGCUGCCCCAGCAUUACGUCACGGCUCCUAGUGAUAGGCACUUGGGGGCUUCCACUGUGUUGCUGUCCACGGUGAAAAUACCAGUCCCGCUCCUCUCUGAGCCCAGCUGAGACUCACUCAGGAUGUAUACCUGGAAGUAGAGUUGUUGCGUCAGAGUGGGGACCCUUAACAUUUUAACACAUUGUUGAUAUAGCCUGCCGAAAAGUUUUUUACCAAUUUAUGUUAUUGCAGUGAUAACAAAGAUACCUAUUACGUGCUUACCAACCCCCUCUAUUAUCAAUUUUUAAAACUGCCAGUCUGAGUAGCAAAAAUAGAUUAUAUAACUGCUUUUUUUUUUUUUAAUUUAGUGAUGUUUGGCAAAUUUUCAGUUUAUUGGUAUUUGUGUUUUCUGUUUUGGUGUGCUGCCCAUUCCUGUCUCACCAUUUUGCUACUGGCUUGUUAGUCCUCGCUGAAUUUUAGCCACCUUUCUAUUUUAGGGAAAUUAGACUGUCUUGAGUGGUGGACGUUUUCCUUUUUGUCUUUACAAAAGUUUGUCUUUACAAAACCAUUUUUUCUUAAUACUGCACAAAAGUUUAAUAUUGGUCAGAAUGGCCAUCAUUUAAAAGUCUACAAACAAUAAAUGCUGGAGAGGGUGUGGAGAAAAGGGAGCCCUCUUGCACUGUUGGUGGUAAUGUAAACUGAUACAGCCACUGUGGAGAACAGUAUGGAGGUUCCUUAAAAAAACUAAAAAAAUGAACUACCAUACGACCCAGCAAUCGCAUUACUGGGCAUAUGCCCGGAGAAAACCAUAAUUCAAAGAGUCAUGUACCACAAUGUUCACUGCAGCACUAUUUACAAUAGGCAGGACACGGAAGCAACCUAAGUGUCCAUUGACAGAUGAAUGGAUAAAGAAGAUGUGGCACAUAUAUACAAUGGAAUAUUACUCAGCCAUAAAAGGAAACGAAAUUGAGUUAUUUGUAGUGAGGUGGA
Messenger RNA from Physeter macrocephalus (sperm whale), 3894 nucleotides. RefSeq names its product ATP-dependent RNA helicase DDX19A. The record is from RefSeq and is a predicted model, not a curated record. Gene Ontology annotation, biological process: poly(A)+ mRNA export from nucleus. Lineage: Eukaryota; Metazoa; Chordata; Mammalia; Artiodactyla; Physeteridae. Gene Ontology annotation, molecular function: ATP binding; RNA helicase activity; RNA binding. Gene Ontology annotation, cellular component: nucleus; cytoplasmic stress granule. The transcript is spliced from 12 exons. Bases 1 to 1596 code for a protein of 531 amino acids.